This is a messenger RNA of Plectropomus leopardus (leopard coralgrouper), 1194 nucleotides long. Its product is annotated as C-X-C chemokine receptor type 4-like. The record is from RefSeq and is a predicted model, not a curated record. NCBI's taxonomy places the organism in Eukaryota, Metazoa, Chordata, Actinopteri, Perciformes, Serranidae. Gene Ontology annotation, molecular function: C-C chemokine receptor activity; C-C chemokine binding. Gene Ontology annotation, cellular component: membrane; external side of plasma membrane. Gene Ontology annotation, biological process: immune response; positive regulation of cytosolic calcium ion concentration; cell chemotaxis.
AUGUCCUACUAUGAGCAUAUCGUCUUUGACUACGACCUCAAUGACACCGGUUCGGGUUCCGGUUCUGGGGACCUCGGGGGGGAUCUGGAGGAGCCGUGUGACGUGGAGCACGUGAUGACCGCUGAGCUUCAGCAGGUCUUUUUGCCCGUCGUUUACGCUCUCAUCUUCAUCCUGGGCAUCACCGGAAACGGCCUGGUCGUCAUCGUGCUCGGCUGCCAGCGCAGGUCAAAGUGCAGCCUCACUGAUCGGUACCGCCUCCAUCUCUCCGCCGCUGACCUCCUCUUUGUUCUGGCGCUGCCGUUCUGGGCCGUGGACUCAGCUCUGGCCGACUGGCGCUUCGGAGCGGUCGCCUGCGUCGGUGUGCACGUUAUCUACACGGUCAACCUGUACGGCAGCGUGCUCAUCCUGGCAUUUAUCAGCCUGGACCGCUACCUGGCGGUGGUGCGAGCCACGGACACCAACACCGGCGGGCUGAGGCAGCUGCUGGCGCACAAACUGGUUUAUGUGGGCGCCUGGUUGCCCGCCGGCCUCCUGGCAGUGCCGGACCUGAUCUACGCCCGGACUCAGGAGGGGGGCGAGGGGGCCACUCUGUGCCAGCGGUUCUACCCAGCAGACAACGCCCCGAUCUGGGUCGCAGUCUUCCACCUCCAGCUGGUCCUGGUGGGUCUGGUGAUCCCGGGUCUGGUGCUCCUGGUGUGUUACUGCGUCAUCGUCACCAGGCUGACCCGGGGCCCUCUGGGGGGCCAGAGGCAGAAGCGGCGAGCCGUCAGGACCACCAUCGCGUUGGUCCUUUGCUUCUUCGUGUGCUGGCUGCCGUACGGAGCCGGCAUCUCCGUGGACGCUCUGCUGCGCCUGGAGGUGCUGCCGCGCGGGCUGCGGCCUGGAGGCCGUGCUGGGCGUGUGUGGCUGGCGGUGGCUGAGCCCAUGGCGUUCGCACACUGCUGCCUGAACCCGCUGCUGUACGCCUUCCUGGGGGCCGGGUUCAAGAGUUCAGCCCGCAGAGCCCUCACCCUGAGCCGAGCCUCCAGUUUGAAGAUUUUACCCCGGAGACCCGGGCGCGCCUCCACCACCACAGAGUCCGAGUCCUCCAGUUUACAUUCCAGCUAGUGUCUGCCUGUGCUGUAUAUACAGGGUUCCCACGCUCAUGGAAAACCUGGAAAAGUCAUGGAAUUUCACAAUCGCUUUUUCCAGGCC